Molecule: messenger RNA, 1482 nt
Organism: Diatraea saccharalis (sugarcane borer)
Lineage: Eukaryota; Metazoa; Arthropoda; Insecta; Lepidoptera; Crambidae
Source: the annotation of a GenBank genome assembly
CUCUGUAUAGCUUUACAGGGUAUUUAAAUCAUCUACUUUUUAUUUAUUAUAGUUUCUAAAAGAAAAUACACCAAUGAAAUGUAAUUCUUUUCGAGUUUAAUUAACUUUUAAAAUUACUUUUUAAAAUAAUCUUUUUAUGGCUUGACUUGACGAGUUCCAUGGCGUAGUGGUUAGCAUUUAUGGUCUCGAAAGAGCUGUCGUUGGGCUUUCAGAAAUAGAUUCCAGCUCCAUUUACAGCGGCUCAUCAUCAUCUUCAACCCUGUUACGUCCCAUUGUAGGGGAUCAGGGGCGCGACCGUCCAACUCAUGGACGUAGCCGUAGUCGUAGAUAUAACCUACACUUUAUCGAUAUUUCUUAUGAAUCUGUUUUAUUCUUUUAAUUUUUUUUUAAAUUUUAAUAUUUUAUCAAACAUUUUGGUUUGUUUUUCUUUUCGAAAUAGCAUUGUUUGUAUCAAUUCGACAAUUUGUAAAUUUCGUUUAACUUUAAUAAUUCAGCAAACAAAAAAAACUAAAAGCGUUGAUUAAAUAUGUAAAUAAUAAAAAAUUAUUAAUUUUAAAACAAUAUCAACAGAUUCAUGUGUUAAACCUAUAAAGCGUAGGUUAUAGAUACGACUACGGCUACGUCCAUGAGUUAGGCGGUCGCACCCCUGGCCGUCCUUAUGAAUGGUUAAGGAGGAGGCUGGGCCAUAACCCUCCACACUGGCAUAAUGCGUAUUGGAGUGUAUUAUCGACUGCAAAUGCAGCCGGGACCAACGGCUUAACAUGCCUUCCGAAGCACGUAGUAGCUCGAUAUCACAAUUUUUGGUCACCAGUGACCGAACCGUCCCCUUAUAAUUCUAUACAAGUUUUUAGCUUCAAGUUUUUCUGCAGCUUUUAUGCUGUACUCAAUAUGGGCGUGGCACGUGAUAUGUUCGCCCGACGCUUUCUCUUGGAACUUCGGCUUCGUGUUCCUGAAUCUAGCGCAGGUGGUCUAUUUGGUGUACGAAAUGAGACCAGUAAAGUUCGAUCCAGAACUGGAGGAAGUCUACCAUACUCUGUUUGAGCCCUUCAAGGUAACUUCAUUUGAAAUCAAUAUUCUUAACAAUUGUUUCCACCAUAUUUUAAGUAUAUCGACUGUAACACGCGUAUUUCAAAAUGUUUUUGACGUUUCAAAGCCUUUGCAAGUUCUGUUGUCAGUAGAGCACUAUAGUUAAAAGUUCCAUACAACAGUUUGUAAAUAAUUUGGAAUCAAUAUUUUGAAUAGUAUUGUAACCUCAUGUAUUAUGUUAUUUUAUUUAAGACCAAUAAGUAGAACGACAUUCAAUCGAACGCCGACAAUCGUUAACUGCAUUUGGGCAAAAUAGUAAGAAAAGAAAAUCUGUUUUUUAAAUUUGUUUGAAAAAGUAAAUAUAAUAAAUUGUAACGUAACCAUUUAUCUGAAUGGACUAUAAAUUCCUUUAGGUAUCUCGAUUGCAGUUCAAAAGAAUGGUAUCUCCAGAUUUUG